Molecule: messenger RNA, 1931 nt
Organism: Xylaria bambusicola
Lineage: Eukaryota; Fungi; Ascomycota; Sordariomycetes; Xylariales; Xylariaceae
Exons: 5
Coding region: 89-1855 (588 amino acids)
Cellular component (GO): nucleoplasm; centrosome; cytosol
Source: RefSeq, a predicted model, not a curated record
CUUCGUACAUGUACCACUUGGAAUCAAUAGGUAUCACCUCCAAGGCAACUCUGUAAUUAAUGAUAUCGAGAUAAAUCAGACAACCAAUAUGUUCGAGCCACUUCUCGAAGCAGCUCGAAAAAUUGAUAAUACGAGCCUACUUCUGGAAUGUCCAGAACAUAUUCUGCCGGCUGUACCAGAUGAAUUUUCUUUGGACCACGUCAGGACGUUCAUUGCAGAAACACAUGAUAGAUCGGACUCUACUGCUGUCUUGUCGGCUAUCUAUGUCGCAAUAAGGUCCAACAAAUUGGCAUCACAGCCUAGCGAUGAUGGCGAAUAUCAGAGUGUACUCGAAGAUAUUAUUUUGAAGGUGGGCCGAAUAUUGGUUCCCAUUUGCUCGGGCACCACAUUCGAUGAAGACUCAACCGACUAUACACUUUUAUCGAAAAAUGGUCUGCUCGGCCUACAUAUCAUUGGUCUACUUUUGGCUCUCAAGCCUGGAGGCACCUUGGUGCUUCCAACUGAAACACUCCUCUCUAUCAUCGCAUUCACAAAUCCAGAUGACCCCUGGAGCUCAAGCUCCAGUGCCAAGCUCGCUCACACCCUCCUUACAGAAUACUUCAAGAACAUCUCGCCACCAAAAUCUCAGCAAGCUCCCACCCCAUUUCCUUUCCAGCGCUCUCGAGAUGCAGUGGCGGAGAGAAAACCAAGUGAAAAGCCACCAAAGACAGAACAAGAAUGCUUCAUAACCGAAGACAUAUUGACAGGUUUUCUCCGGCCGUUGUUCGCAAGGUCCCGCCCGGCAACAGUGACGGCGUCCGGGCGCCCAGCCGCCUUCCCCGAGAAGUCUUCCCGCUACACACAAGGCGAUGGCUUCGGAACGGACGACGUCGCUUCCCGGAAGCCGUGGAAGUACACGCGGCGCUACGCCGUGACACUAUUCGAGUGGUCCGUGGCCAACUCGAACGCCCAUCUCUUUCAGGAGCACUGGCCUCUCUUCACUCCCGUCCUUCUAACGCUUCUCGACGAGCCGCAGCCAACAUCUCUGAGGCUCCGCGCGCUGUCAAUCUUCAGAGACUUUUGGCAGUCAUGUCCAGAUGGCCUGCUCGUUCGCACCGGUCUGGCCGAGGUCUUCGAGCAGGCCAUUUUCCCGACAGUCUUGAACUUACCGAGUCUUACACCCGAGGCCGAAUCAUGUGAUUUACUAGCCGCCGCGUAUCCCGCACUAUUUGACCUCGCUGGUCUCGGAGAUCUAGAUAAAGCAGGGGUUGAAAAUGAAAGUGCAGACGCCGGGCUACCAAAUACAGCUGACCAAAAACAGAGCGACAGAAGAGAUCUUCAAAGCAAGGGGUUUUCUGAGAGUCAGCGGAAAUUACUCGACAAGAUAUUCAGAGAAGGUAUCAUGGUCGGAUAUCACCAUGCAAAAGAACAUAUCCGACUCGUCGAUUUCUUGUGCCAAACGCUAUGCCGCCUAGUGAGCGGCAUGGGUAUAUUAUCAAUCAAGUAUCUAAAGGACAUCGUUCCCAUGAUUUCAGAGAUCCUUGUCGACCCAUUCGGCACCAAAUACCCACCAAUGCUUCUGUCUGCCACGCAUCUCUUACAUGCAGUCCUGCAAACAUGCUGGCCUCGAAUUCCACAUUACUGCAAUGAGAUUAUCAGAAUUGUCAUGCUAGCUUGGUUGAAUAUCGAAGAUGAGGAUGCAUUCCCAGCCGACGUGCAAAUCAAGGCAGAGUUGAAGCAACAACUGAUCAAAACGGUUGAGAUGCUCUCUGCGAUUAUGGCAGCAGCCAAACUAGACAUGUCCGAUCGAGUAUGCCCACUCGUGGCCAAGGAACCACAACUCCGCUCCCUUUUCAAUAGCCACGAAACGAGAUAAAGAUCUCUACCGAGAUGCGAAAAGUGCCGACAAAACUAGGGCGAUUUGGAGGAGUCAUCUAUUGCAUCAGCUGAUG